This is a messenger RNA of Kockovaella imperatae, 2091 nucleotides long. RefSeq names its product major facilitator superfamily domain-containing protein. The coding region runs from base 1 to 2091 and encodes 696 amino acids. Lineage: Eukaryota; Fungi; Basidiomycota; Tremellomycetes; Tremellales; Cuniculitremaceae. The transcript has 7 exons. Gene Ontology annotation, biological process: transmembrane transport. The record is from RefSeq and is a predicted model, not a curated record. Gene Ontology annotation, molecular function: transmembrane transporter activity.
AUGCUCGAGCGACCUACACCAAUCUGCGAUGAGGAGAAAUCGCUUCCGGCCCUCCCAGCCUGCUCUAGUGGUGAUCUAACCUUUACAGCCGUUGGAAGUCUCAGCAGUCGCCAAGUGCUGUUCAGCAACGCUGCACUCCAUGUCCAAAUCCCUCAGCUCAACGCGAAAACCCUGGAAGCUGAUCUCGCCAGACCGUUCACCAAUCGCUUUGCACCCCGCUCUUCUCCACCCUCAGUUACACCUGGAGAAAGCCAGUCGAAGCCGUACAACGGCUCAGGCACUCAGGAUGACCCGUUCAUCGUCGAUUGGUUGCCAGACGAAUCUGCCAACCCGUACAACUGGAACAGACGAUUCAAAUGGGGGCUCACUCUUCACCUAGCGCUCAACUGUCUCGCACCAGUCUAUACCAGCAGUGCUUAUGUAGCGGGCGUGGAGGAUCUAGUAGUGGCAUUCCCGGGAACAAGCGUCGAAUCGGGCAUAUCCGGUCUAAGCUUGUAUCUACUAGGUGAGCCAUUUGGUCCGCUAUUAUGGGCUCCUGUCUCCGAAGUCCACUUCAUAGGGAGAAGAAAGACCUAUCUCUUGACUUUUCCCUUCUUUGUUUUGUUCAAUCUUGGCGGCGCUUUGUCUCACAACAUGCCCAGUAUCCUCAUCACACGAUUCUUCGCUGGUGUCUUUGGUUCUUGCCAAUUGUCAAACCUAGCAGGACAGGUGGGCGACAUAUGGAUCCCCCAAGAACGAGUAUUACCCGCUGGACUUGCAGCCCUUAGUCCUCUUCUUGGUCCUGUGUUAGGACCUUGUGUGGGAGGAUUUGUCGCUCAGUAUUCCGGUUGGCGAGCCAUCUUCUGGAUGCAAUUCGGAUUCGGUCUUUCCAUGCUUAUGUUGUGGAUCUUCCUUGUCCCCGAAACGUACGGUCCUACUCUGAUCUACCGAAAGACACGCCUGCUGCAAUUCGAAUCGGAUCAUCUCGGGAACCGAUUCAUCUUUAGGAGCAAAUUCGACGCGAAGGGCAAGACCAUCUUCCGGGCUCUCAAAGAGGGCUUGACAAGGCCUUUCAUACUGCUGUUCUCUGAGGUCAUCGUGUUCACCUUGAGCCUAUACACCUUUUCUCGCAGCCUAUACCUAUUGUUCACGGCUUUCCCGAUCGUCUUCCAGCAGUUGCGUCACUGGUCCCUGGGCCUCAAUGGCUGCGCACUUCUCGGGAUCGGAGUCGGUAUGGUGAUUGGCUAUAUCCUCAACGGAGUCGGCAAGGCCAUCUACAUCAAAGCCAUGGCAAAGCUCCCCAAGGGUCAGCUACCCCCGGCUGAAAUCAGGCUGCCGACCAUGAUUCUCGGUGGUCUCUUGGUCCCGAUUGGUCUGUUCAUCUUCGCUUGGACCGCUACGCCAAAUGUCCAUUGGGCAGUCCCCGUGGUCUUCUCUUCAUUCUUCGGCAUGGGUUACCUCUUGAUUUUCACCAGCAUUCUGCUUUACCUAAUCGACAGCUACGCUCUGCAUGCCGCUAGUGCCGUGGCUGCCAACUCGGUCAUGCGAUGCUUAUUUGGAGCAGCUUUCCCGUUGUUUGCCACGCGGAUGUUUGACAGAUUGGGAGUACACUGGGCAGGCUCGCUCCUGGCCUUGCUGUCACUCGCUUGCAUUCCGCUACCAUUCUUAUUCUACCGAUAUGGGCCAUACCUUCGUCGGAAGUCCAAGUACACGCCGUCCGCACCCCUCUCUCCACUUCCGCCGAAGGAGACUGCCAAUGAGGCAGGGGCAGAUAAGCCAGACAUCGUCGGUAAAACUACAGAACUGCAGAACACCCUAUCAAGGCUCGAGGGGAAGGACGGACGGAAGAGGGCCAGGUCUUUUGAUGUUUCACGACUGCUACGAACCCAAAGAACGAGCUCUGUCGAUCCCAUAUUGCGUGAUUCAUCCGCCACACUCCUGGACUUGCGAGAAUCUGUCAUCUCAGAUGUGGCACCUGUCAUCACAGACGAUUUGUGGAGCCGACCAGACUUGAAUCUAUCUGUUCCGUACCUUGAUGGAAGACCGCUGGCAUCAGGUGAUGUCACUCCAUCGCAAGGGGACCGCAACACGCGCAUACCGAGAUUGGCAUGA